AUGCUAGCAUACGAACAGCAUCCUGUCGAACAAACUGUCGAAGAGGUUAUCCCUGGAACACUUGAGAAGGACGGUCCGCUGGAUUUUCGAGUUGGAUGCAGCAUCAACAACUGCGGGGAGGACUUCGAACGUCCGAGUUCAGAGAAAGAAGACCGACCACUCCCCUUCCACCUGAGGCGUACAAAUACACCGGAUUUGUUUGCUCGGCCGUUGAAGAGCUUCAGUUUCCACGAGCGAGCUUCUUCAUCAACCCGAGAGCCGCGACGACUUUCCUCGAGCACAUCCCCUCGCACCCGGUCGUCGCCCAUGUACCUGACAUCGCUCCCAGCUGUUGGAAUAUCAAUAGAGCCGCACUGGGCUCAGGGCUCUUUCGUAGCAGAUGAAAGGGAGGAAAGAUUGGAACAGCCUCGCCACUCACACUCGUGGCCAUCUGGUGCUGCCGUGACAACAACUGCGCACAGUGCCGGAUUUGGCGUCGCACCUCUCCUCACACCACCUGAGGAUGCAGAAGAAUUCACAUGGACUAUACCUUCAGAGGCCAGCAAAUCACCAAGACAAGAGUCAUUGUCAUCAGAUCUAGAUAAUCAGAGGGUCGCUAUCGCCGGGCGCGAGUCGUCGGAUCAAUCAACAACGCGCCCGUCAACCAUUACUCUGCCGCCGGGAAACAUGAUGGACGCAGGCGGGAUACCCUCCACCUGGCUGGGCCGUGCAAUUCAGGUCAUCGUCUCCGUUAAUAGCGAUUUGACUCCCAACGCCCAGAUGCAUAUGGUGGUGCAGGCCAUGCCUCCCCACGUUGAGCGCCCGAGAACAGGCACAAAGCUGAUUUUUGAAGAGGUCGUACAAUCCCUGCAGCGCUCAUCAACGAAUGUGCCAUAUGUGACCAUCACACACACGUACACAGAUCACAGACCCGUCAGCCUCGAAGAAAUCCCAGACUCCCCCCCUGCCACGCCCAACAUCCAUGAUGGGUCUGACUAUUUCGACAACAAUACCAUAUUCACACACGUUGCUCAGGUUCCCGAUUACCACAAGCCAAGCACGGUUUCAACAAAUGGUGUUCGCAAUCCUAAAGUCGCUGCCCCUUCGAGUGUGAAUGUUAGUACGAUUGAGCGGUACAUUCCUCCUACCACAGCGGAUGAAGUUCGAGAUUUAUUCUCUAUCAGCCGUCGCUCUCACCUGGUCGAUCGCCUUGGCGAGCUUAGUGCUACUCAGAAUGGCACUCUGUUGCUUGUCUAUCCCACAAAAGCUGGAGGACAGACGUUCAGCAAGUGGUACAAAGAUCCUAUCCUCGAUCCUCUCCUUCGACGUUUCAUGAUGCUGCGUGGUUUGACUACUCCUGCAGGUGCAGCUCUUGGACGCCUAGAAUCCGUGGACAGCCUGAUGGAUUUCGACCAAAUGCAGACUGCUCUCCGGAAAGUCUGCGGAGAGCUUGCCCCGCAACUACCGCCUGUUGGAGGACGCAGCCAGUUUAUCAUCGACCACGCAGAAAAAGCAGAAGUUAUCCUGGACCGUCAGACCUGGAUUGAGCUUUUCCUCACUCAGGAAAGCUCUCGAAUGAGGCAGGACCUCAUCGACUAUCAGAAGUCCGGGCAGCGAAUGCCAGCAUCGGGAUUUGAGGCGUCUCCAGCUGCUCUGGCAAGAGAAGUCGAAGAUGGCAUCAGAAGCAGCAAAGAACACGCAGGCGGCAUUGGCAUCGAGGUCGGUGUCUUUGUUAUUCGAAGGUCUCUGAUAUGA
Cyphellophora europaea CBS 101466 is the source of this 1734-nucleotide messenger RNA. RefSeq lists its product as uncharacterized. Lineage: Eukaryota; Fungi; Ascomycota; Eurotiomycetes; Chaetothyriales; Cyphellophoraceae. The record is from RefSeq and is a predicted model, not a curated record. Bases 1 to 1734 code for a protein of 577 amino acids. The transcript has 2 exons.